UUAAAUAUCUCCAAGCAGUAGAGAUAAUAUUUAUCAAUUUUUCGAAACAUGAGGUCAAGUACCUUGUUUAUCUCUUCUUGUAUUUUCAUCUGUUUGAUUCUAAUCCAUAUUGAAGGUAGAGUAGUAUGUUUUUAUACAAAAUUAAUCUAUUGUAUUACUCUAUUCUAUAAGCUAAAAAAUUGUUAUAAUUGGUUGAUAAAAAAUUUAGAGGUGGAAGCAGCUAGAGCACCUCCCCAAGACUGUUGGGAUCUCAUCACAUUUCCUGGAAAAUGUGGUUCUCAUGGUAAGAAGAAAUGCUUUAAAGAAAUGGAAGCUAAAAUGAAACAACGUUUUCUUCAAUGCACAUGUAAGAACUUGGAAGAUGAACCCAAACCACCUACGGAUGAACAUGACUGCAUUUGUCAAAGAGAGAAUCCCUACGACUGUAAUGUCCGACCUUAGAUAUUUUAGAAACAUAUAUCAGCCAUCAUACUAAAAAGUUAUUU
Messenger RNA from Camelina sativa (false flax), 485 nucleotides. The record is from RefSeq and is a predicted model, not a curated record. Lineage: Eukaryota; Viridiplantae; Streptophyta; Magnoliopsida; Brassicales; Brassicaceae.